This is a messenger RNA of Heteronotia binoei (common prickly gecko), 1374 nucleotides long. RefSeq names its product death associated protein 3 (gene DAP3). Gene Ontology annotation, molecular function: structural constituent of ribosome. The transcript has 13 exons. Bases 104 to 1297 code for a protein of 397 amino acids. NCBI's taxonomy places the organism in Eukaryota, Metazoa, Chordata, Lepidosauria, Squamata, Gekkonidae. The record is from RefSeq and is a predicted model, not a curated record. Gene Ontology annotation, cellular component: mitochondrial small ribosomal subunit; mitochondrial ribosome. Gene Ontology annotation, biological process: apoptotic process.
AGGAAGAGACCUGGAAAUAUUGACAUAGACAUCGUCCAUACCUUCCAUCUAUAGCUCCCGUUAACCAAAGGCUGUUCGGAAUAUCCUGUUAUUGUGAGGGAGGAUGCUGCGGACUCUGAGAAGGCUUCUUUGCCAGGGACACAAGUUGGAACCUGACUGCAUUCUUCGGGGUGGACCCAGGGCCUGGCAAAGCACGGCUGCGACCCAGGAUGCUCCACUUGCUCCAGAGAAGCCCCGAGCAAUCUUCCGCACCAAUGAGAGCGAUCCGGCCAGUCACACGGAAGAGCACGUGGGCCAUUUCUACGGCAUCCCCCUUCAGGAGCUGAAGGCGAUACUCCCUCAUGGACUGCCACCACGCUUCCAGUUCCAGGUGAAAACCUUCAACGAAGCCUGUUUCAUGGUGCGGAAGCCGGGUCUCGAACUCCUCAGCUAUUUAAAACACACCAACUUGGCUCAUCCCGCCAUCCGAUACGUCAUCUAUGGCAAAAAAGGCACGGGGAAGACCAUGACACUCUGCCACGCCGUCCAUUACUGUGCAAAGCAGAACUGGCUGAUCUUGCACAUUCCCGAUGCUCACCGGUGGGUGAAGAACUGCAAGGAGCUGCUGCCGUCUUCCUACAACAAAGAGCGCUUCGACCAGCCACUGGAAGCCUCAACCUGGCUAAAGAAUUUCGCGGCCACCAAUCAACGCUUCUUAACAGAGAUCAAGACACAGCAGAAGUAUGUGUGGGGUAAGCGGGAGAGCAGCGAGGAGGGCAGUCCCCUGAUGAGCAUAGUAGAGCAGGGUCUGAAUCGUGUCAAAACCGCCAGCGACGUCGUGGGGGUGGUUCUGAAGGAGCUGAAGCAACAGAGCCCUCGGGGGGCCUUCAAGCUCCUAGUGGCCGUGGACGGAGUCAACUCCCUCUGGGGAAGUACGACGCUGAAGAAAGUAGACCGGAGUGCGAUCUCCCCGGAGGAGCUGACACUGGUCCACAACCUGAGGAAGAUGGUGACCAAUGACUGGACCGGAGGUGCCAUCGUGACAACUCUCAGCCAGACAGGGUCUCUCUUCCAACCCCGUGAAGCGUACCUGCCCAGCGAAUUGCUAGGAGAGAAGGGUUUCGAAACCUUGGACCCCUUCAUUCCCAUCGAAGUUCAUGCCUACACUGACCUGGAGUUUGAGAGUUGCUACCAGUACUACCUGGAGCGCAAGUGGCUUCAGCAUGAAAAAGCCAGCACCAAUGACGGACGGAUGGAGCUUCACUUCCUCAGCGGAGGCAACCCUGGAGAGUUUGAGCGAAUCAGCUCUUUCUUGUGACAGCGGCUCAUUUGUACCUUCAGUGUCGUAGCCCCAAGGACCUCCCUUUUGCCCAAUUAAAAACAGAAUAAUAUUUA